This is a messenger RNA of Carassius gibelio (silver crucian carp), 3297 nucleotides long. It is a transcript of the gene dnm1a, whose product is annotated as dynamin 1a. Gene Ontology annotation, cellular component: membrane; microtubule; cytoplasm. The coding region runs from base 127 to 2718 and encodes 863 amino acids. Gene Ontology annotation, molecular function: GTP binding; GTPase activity; microtubule binding. The record is from RefSeq and is a predicted model, not a curated record. Lineage: Eukaryota; Metazoa; Chordata; Actinopteri; Cypriniformes; Cyprinidae. The transcript has 22 exons.
AGAGAGAGAGAGCGAGAGAGAGAGAGAGAGAGAGAGAUCCGGAAAAAUCAAUGCAGAAAUAAAGCAGCCGAGUCGCUGAAAUCUCAUUUUCUCCGGUGAAGCUCGAGCAAGACCCGGUGUGUCGCGAUGGGGAACCAGGGGAUGGAGGACCUGAUCCCGCUGGUCAACCGAAUGCAGGAUGCGUUCUCCGCCAUCGGACAGAACGCGAACCUGGACCUGCCGCAGAUCGCGGUGGUGGGCGGACAGAGCGCCGGGAAAAGCUCCGUGCUCGAGAACUUCGUGGGGAAGGAUUUUCUCCCGCGCGGCUCUGGCAUCGUCACACGCCGUCCUCUCGUCCUGCAGCUCAUCAACUGCCCCACAGAAUAUGCCGAGUUCCUCCACUGUAAGGGGAAGAAGUUCACAGACUUCGAUGAGGUGCGUCAGGAGAUCGAGGCGGAGACGGAUCGAGUCACAGGACAGAAUAAAGGCAUUUCUCCCGUGCCCAUCAACCUGCGCGUCUACUCCCCUAACGUGCUGAACCUGACUCUGGUGGAUCUGCCGGGGAUGACUAAAGUGCCGGUGGGAGAUCAGCCCGCAGACAUCGAGCAUCAGAUCAGAGACAUGCUGAUGCAGUUUGUGACCAAAGACAACUGUCUGCUGCUGGCCGUGUCGCCCGCCAACUCUGACCUGGCCAACUCUGACGCCCUGAAGAUCGCCAAAGAAGUCGACCCGCAGGGUCUGAGGACCAUCGGUGUGAUCACUAAACUGGAUCUGAUGGAUGAAGGGACCGACGCUCGGGAUAUCCUGGAAAACAAGCUGCUUCCGCUGCGAAGAGGUUACAUCGGUGUGGUGAACCGCAGUCAGAAAGACAUCGACGGGAGGAAGGAUAUUAAUGCUGCUAUGGCGGCGGAGAGGAAGUUUUUCCUGUCUCAUCCCGGUUACAGACACCUGGCCGACCGCAUGGGAACGCCGUUCCUGCAGAAAACACUCAACCAGCAACUGACCAAUCACAUCCGAGACACGCUCCCCGCGCUGCGCACCAAACUGCAGAGUCAGCUGCUGUCCAUCGAGAAGGAAGUGGAGGAAUACAAGAACUUCCGUCCUGACGAUCCGUCCCGGAAGACCAAAGCCCUGCUGCAGAUGGUGCAGCAGUUCUCGGUGGACUUCGAGAAGCGCAUCGAGGGCUCUGGAGAUCAGAUAGACACGGAUGAGCUGUCUGGAGGAGCCAAAAUCAAUCGCAUCUUCCACGAGCGCUUCCCCUUCGAGCUGGUGAAGAUGGAGUUUGAUGAGAAGGAGCUGCGGAAGGAGAUCAGCUACGCCAUCAAGAACAUCCACGGCAUCAGAACUGGGCUCUUCACGCCGGACAUGGCCUUUGAGACCAUUGUGAAAAGGCAGAUUGGGAAGAUUAAAGAGCCGUGCCAGAAAUGUGUGGACAUGGUCAUUUCUGAGCUAGUCAAUACUGUUAGACAGUGUACCAAGAAGCUGGCCCAGUAUCCCAUGCUGAGAGAAGAGAUGGAGCGGAUCGUCACGCAGCACAUCCGCGACCGCGAGAGCCGCACUAAACAACAGGUGCUGCUGCUGAUCGACAUCGAGCUGGCGUACAUGAACACCAACCACGAGGACUUCAUCGGGUUUGCCAAUGCGCAGCAGAGAAGCAGUCAGAUUAACAAGAAGAAAGCAGCUGGUAAUCAGGAUGAAAUCAUGGUGAUCAGGAAGGGCUGGCUGACCAUCAAUAACAUCGGCAUCAUGAAGGGCGGCGCUAAAGAGUACUGGUUUGUCCUGACGGCCGAAUCUCUGUCCUGGUACAAGGAUGACGAGGAGAAAGAGAAGAAGUACAUGCUGCAGGUGGACAACCUGAAGCUCAGAGACGUGGAGAAGGGCUUCAUGUCCAGCAAACACAUCUUUGCCCUGUUCAACACUGAGCAAAGGAACGUGUAUAAGGACUACCGUCAGCUGGAGCUGGCCUGUGAGACUCAGGAGGAUGUGGACGGGUGGAAAGCGUCGUUCAUGCGUGCCGGCGUCUAUCCUGAGCGCGUGGUGGAGAAGGAAAAGAGCGACGCUGGAGACGAGAACGGGUCGGACAACUUCAUGCACUCCAUGGACCCUCAGCUGGAGAGGCAGGUGGAGACCAUCCGAAACCUGGUGGACUCCUACAUGAGCAUCGUCAACAAGACCGUACGAGACCUGAUGCCCAAGACCAUCAUGCAUCUGAUGAUCAGUAAUACGAAGGAGUUCAUCAAUGCGGAGCUGCUGGCUCAGCUGUACUCGUGUGGAGAUCAGAACACACUGAUGGAGGAGUCGGCCGAACAAGCGCAGCGGCGAGACGAGAUGCUACGCAUGUACCACGCGCUCAGAGAAGCACUGAACAUCAUCGGGGACAUCAGCACCACCACCAUCACCACCUCUCUGCCUCCACCGGUGGACGACUCCUGGCUCCAGGUGCAGCGCACGGGCUCCGGAGGACGGUCUCCGGCGGCCAGCCCGACCCCUCAGAGACGGGCCCCUCCUCCGGGGCCUCCUGCACGCCCAGGUUCUCGUGGCUCGGCCCCUGGGCCCCCUGCAGCCGGAGGGCCACCAGUUCCCUCUCGCCCGGGAGCCUCUCCGGACCCCUUCGGCGGCCCCCCCCCUCAGGUCCCGUCCCGUCCUAACCGUGCUCCUCCCGGCGUGCCCAGCCGACGACCCCCAGCAUCACCUACUCGACCCAACCGACCCACAGACUCCUCCCUCUUAGACUAUUAGCCCCUCCCAAACCUUGUGACAGACAGCGAGGACAGACACGGACAGACACGCCCACUCCACCAGAACUCCUCCCCUUCCUGCUCCUCAACUCACACACAUCAUACAACUCUACAACCCUCUGUCACAGUUUAACCUUCCAUUUCACAUAGUUCUGUCAUCGUCAGACCAAAAUUUAGAAAAGGACACAUACUUGAGGAAUAUUGACUAUCUUGAGAGCUGGAAGCCCUUAUUUAGGAAACUUAGAUCUACAACACAACAUUUUUAUGAACUCAAACUCUUUGACAGCUGGUUGAUGAGUUUAACAUCACUGUUUAUCCUCCUUAACUUAAAGAAUGAGCUUGACUAGAAAAGUUAGAUGAAUGAGCACAGGGUUUGAUAAAUGCAUUUCUUAUUUACGUUCUGUUUCUCUAAGCUUCUUUUGGCUCUCAAAUGCUUGAUUUCCUGCUGUUUAAGGAUGCAUUAUCUCUCCAAAGUGUGAUCUGGAGUCUCGUGAUAACUGCAUCUUCUGGAAUGAGCUCAUGUGCAUCUGUAUUUCUGUUCAUUACUUUGGCUCUUCUUGUUUUUGUUUCGUAUGUGUGU